ACAAUGGAGCACUUCAUUCAAAGCGAAUUCCACCACAGAAGAAGCGACACAGGUGGUCAAAAUCUCGGCAAUCGUCAUUUGAACAUCUUUUGCCUAAUUUGGAAGAAAGAGGCAGGGACAGACGAAACAGCUGACAAGUCUGAUAGCAGCAGUGCGAGUUUGAAGGAUAAACAUAUCACACCGAUAAGAGAAAGUUCUCAGGAAAAAGAAAAUUAUUCGCCAAAACGAGAUAAACAUUAUUCUGAAAAAGAAGUUCUGGGAAAUGAAGCUUUAUAUCAGAAAUUAAAUAAACUUGAGAAGCAACAAACUUUUGACAGAGGUGGAGAAUCCCAUGAAGUAUCCGAUCUAUGCACAACAUCACCACAAGCUAACCAUGUUCUUAUAAACCAAAUUGAACCUGAUGACAUGCCACCAGAUCGCUUACUUGAAUCUGAAAUUGUGGAAAAAUUGAUUUUGACUGAACCUUUGUCAUCCCCUGCCCGUUUAUCACCAUGGAAACAACUCGGCAGAAAAAAUAUUCUAAACAUGGUUAAAGUUGAUUCUUUCGAAUUAGAAGAAAUAGUAAGCAAUGAUGGAAGACUCUCUCCUGAUGUUGCCACUCUGCCACAUAGACUAAAACAUAUUGGUGUUGAGGAAAUUAAAAAAUCAACACAACAUGGAGAGAAUAUCACUGUAAGGUCAUCUCGGAUAUCAAAUACACUCUCAUCAAGCGAAGAGGAUGUUUCUUCAGCUUUAUCUCACUCAGAUACAUCGAGUGGAUUUGAUGAGGAAUCUGAGGAGGUUGUGACACCAGUGCUAACGUUAUGUGAGAAGGUCGACACGAUGACUAGCGAGAAGGAGCAUGCCAAAUUAUAUGAAUCAGAACCUAUACCAAACAUCACUGAGCAUCUACCAAAGUCCGAGAGUGAAAACAAAACUGUGUUAUAUACUCAAAAAUUUGAUGAUUUUUGUUCAUCAAGGUCAAGAAUUGCUUGUGCCAGUGGAGUGGCUGAGUAUGCCUUAAGAUUUGGAAAGAUUCAAUCUCAAAUUCGUGGCUUACGAGCAGCGAGUUGUUCUGAUAUUCAAGCACUUGAAGACAGAUUUUCAGAGAAUGUUUCGUCUUAUCAAACUGUAAAAGAAAAUGGUACUGAAACGGAGAAUACUUCAAGCAUCAGUGCUAUUUCCAACAUGAAAGGAAAAAUUCCGACAAACUCGUGUUUUAGUAAAAAUACAACACGGAGGCAUUCACGAACUGUACAAACUCCGUUAAACUGUAAUAAUAAUAAUAUAAAACAACAAAGGCUUCCAUCGAACAUAUCAAAAUUAUAUCGUUAUUCAUCUAUGCCGAUUCUUUCUGCUACUUCUCCGUCGCCAGUUUUAUCAUUUUGCAAAACUUCAUGCCAAAGUUCGAUUUCGCACUCUGCGAAAAACGCUGAAUCAAAAGCAGAUUCUUCACUUAUGUCGUCUAUAUCGGACGUAACUUAUCUGAGUUACCAGUCAUCUCAUAACACGAGAGAAAGUGCGAGAAGAAAUAUUUCUAGGAUGGCAUGUAAACAUCCUAAGGGUUCUUUACAAGAUGUAAAAGCACUGAAAUCAAGAUUAAUUAACGGUAUUUCUGAAUCUUCUUCUAUUGUUCAAGAUCCUUAUUUUUUGUCAUCUCAUAAAAGCCAUAUUAUGUUUAAACAGGACUCAACCAGGCACAGUUUCUGCUGCACUACACCUUGUUUGUGUAAUGAUAAAAAAGCCAUGAAAAACUCAAAUUUUGAUAAUAUAAAUGAUAAUAUAUCAAUGACUAGAUAAUAUUAACUUCAAAUGGGGUGUGUAUACCAUAUUACUAUGUAAUGAGAGUUUAUCACAAUCCUAUGUUUAUUUAAUUUUCAAAUUUUUGGGGCUAGUUUUGUAAAAGUUGAAAUAAUGUUAGUUUAUUGUGGUAUUAUGUUUUGAGAAUUUGUCACUUUUACUAAAUUUACAAAUUUUUAAAUCCUUUUUUGUAAUACUAUAGUCGGUCAUAAAUCGUCCAUUUUUUCUAUAUUGUUUGGAAGCUGUCAGUGCCCAUAAAUUCCUAGUCUAAAAAAUAUCAAAAAUUACGGAAAAUUAUAAUUUGAAAUGAAGAUGAUCAAGCAUGAAAGAAUGUUAACAAUUCCUAAAAUAAAAACAUGACAUGCCAAAUGUUUUAAAACAUUCCAUAAAAUAUGAAAAGACAAUAAGAUAAGACAAUUUUUUUAAAAGUUUCUUCGUUUUUGAGAUUAUAUUUUUAAUGAAAUUCUUCCAGAUAUUAGUAUUAUACUUCUUAUUAUUUCAUUCAACAAGUGCUUCCAUUAGGUGCUUUAUUCUUUGUAUUAUUCAAAGUGCAGUAAAACUUAAUUACAACAUCCAAGUUACAGUCAUUCUUACUUUGUAAUCAUUGUUAUUGACUGAUUAUUUCUUAGUGUUCCUGUUUUUUGACUGAGCAAUGCAAAUUUUUCUGUGUAUAUUAAGGUAUUACUGCUUUUUUUAUUCUUCAAUCGCUCGCCGGCUUAUUACUGAUCAUCAAAAUUAAGAUUAACCAAUAAUUUUGUCAAAAUUACUGAUUUUUGAACUAUGUUCAGGCUUCACCAGUUACUCUAUUUUUUAUUGAUAACUCUGAGCCAUUUAUAUUCGUUGCGCAUAAUAUUGUGGUAUUCCUGGAGCAUAUUUUUUUCUGUGAAAAUUUUUCAGGUUUUCAAUAUUGUUUUAGGAUUAUCUAUAAUUUAUUCGAGAAAUUUCUGCAUAAUGUAAAUGUUAAGGCUUUGAUUAAUAUUUAACAAAAUUUACCAUUGCACAGUCAUCUCUAUCUGCAGAACAUCUCAUUAUUUUACCAAAUAUAUGACCAUUUUGAUUAUUGUGAAUAUGAAUAUUAUUCAUUCAUUCCUCAAAAAUUUCCGGUGUUGGUAAACUACCGGAGAAUAUAAAUGAGACAGAUUAUGCAAUAACAGGCAGUUGCAGUAAAUGGGAAUCCUAAUGGGAAACCUGUUAUUUCCUAAUUUAACUCAUAUGAAGUAAUACUUUAUGAUUUUUGUCCUGCUAGAGUUAGAAACUGCCAAUCAAACUCUCUCUCUGAUUUUGUCUCGUUUUUUUUUUCCAAAAUUACCAAGACCUAAUAUUGUGCUCUAAUGUUUGAUUAAGUUCAAAUCUGUUAAUAUCCUCCACCCUAUCUAUUCCUGACAGUAAGUAUUAUGCAAUAGUUGUCAUGGUGAUUCUGAUUGCUCUAUCUCUUAUUUUGCUGCCUAUUUGAAUGAUCUGCUUUUUUUCUGAUAUUGAUUUGAAUCAUUAAGUUAAAUAAUGUAACCUAUUCAUGCAGCCUUUAAUAGUAAAACAAGAUGAUAAGCAGGAAAGAUCAGUUUAAUAAAUUUUAUAAAACUACAUGCUUGAUAUAAGUAAUGAGAAAUGUUUUCAGUAUUUUUUUAUCCACAAAAACUUGAAAUUUCCUUUAUGAUUUAAUCUUAUUUCAUUGGUUGUCUUUGGUGCAAUACUUCUUACAAAUCCAUGUUAUAAUUAUCCAAACUCCAUUAGUCUUUCAUGGUCAAUGAAAUAAUAUUGUUGAAAAUACGUCAUAAAUAAUGAAAUAAAUGUAAUAUCCAAAAUAAGUAAAACUAAUAAUGCUUCCCAAUAAAGCCUUUUAAUUUUUUAUUACAUUCUUAUAUGAGCCUGUGAAAUUAUUUCAACCUACUUUUUAAAUUUUGCUUUGUGUCAUUAUUACCAUACUAUUUUCUUCCAAGAUUGAAUUUGUUUGAGCUGUCAAAUAUAUCAUGUGCUUUUUCAUGAA
Styela clava is the source of this 3763-nucleotide messenger RNA. RefSeq lists its product as uncharacterized. NCBI's taxonomy places the organism in Eukaryota, Metazoa, Chordata, Ascidiacea, Stolidobranchia, Styelidae. The record is from RefSeq and is a predicted model, not a curated record.